UAAGGUUUAUCUGUAACGUACAAGUGGAAUUCCAGGACAAUUUAUUUACAAAAGGAUAAUCUACAAAAAUCGCUAAUUGCGGAUCAGCCUAGCAGCGUUAUCACUGCGUGAAUCAGUUAACCUCCAAGAUUCCACCACGUCGCUUUAUUUGUCAUUAAAAAUUCCCAGACAGAGCUGUACUCGUUCUCCAGUGAGUAUUUAAUUACAGAUAAUUGGAAACCUAAAAUUGCGAGACAAUGUCAGUCGGCCCACCAACGAGGUUUCUCAAGCACGACACUUCCAGGGACUUAUGGCAAAUCAUAUUCUCAAACAAACCGGGUUUAUCGAAGAACCAAGUCCAGUCCAUCUUCUCAAGAUUCGGCGACAUCGACAAGAUCAUCCAGACAGGCACACCCCACGGUUUCUGUAUCGUGAAAUACACCACGAGAGAAGCUGCCAUGAAGUGUAUUACUACGGAUGUUGCUGACCGAGACUUCAUAACACUGUCACCGUUCAUUCAAGAUUAUCAAAAGAAGAAUUCGAAGGAGGGAUCGGAGGGUAGUGCCGAGCAGGAGCCAUCAGAUGCAAAUUCCAACUGGGCUGAGAAGGGCACUGAUGGAAAAUCGAUGAAAAAUAAUAACCACGACAUCGAGGAUGAGUCCACGAAGCUGAAGGAUCGUCCGUCAAUUGCACAAGAUUAUAAAGAGGACUCUAAUUUAAUGCAGACAAAGGAUUUUUGUCAAUUCUCGAAGACUGAAUAUUCUCAGUCAAAGAGCAACAUUAAUAAACCAAGAGAUCAAUCAAUUGCUGCAGAUUCUGGCUUCGCUCAUUCAAAUUCGUUAAACAAUGUUCACUCAAACAAAGCAACAGCUUCCGGGAAGUCAGGAAUGGAAGAAAAAACUCAAUUCAAAUCAUUAAAUGAUAGAAUUAAUUACCUGAGGUGCCAACGUCCGCUCAGAGUUCCGGACAUCGGAGGGAAGAAUGGACAAGGAAACGAGGAUCGAUCGAGCAUUUCGUCAGACAGUUCGUCUUUGGGUGGGCAAAAGGUGAAGACUGAAUUGAAUCAAUCGAAUGAUUCUGAGGUGGCUGGGACUUAUGGAGGGAGUUGCGCGACGUCAGCAGAUGAUAAGGACUUGGAUCAGGCAGCAGGACUGCCUGCGUUAAUCGAUAAAAAGGCAAUACUUCAGAAAAAUAAUUCAGCGACGACGUUGGAACCAAUUUGCAAUGGACUUUGCUGCCAACCGUACGCCGGUCCCUCCCAGGCCCACGAGGUCAUCGUCGCCAACAUCGAUAAGACAUGCGAUGUGGGGUUCAUCAUGAAUCUCUUCAAGGACUAUCAGCCUGCGUUGGUGACGAGCAUAAGGGAGCAUAAGAAGACUCUUCGAUAUUGUCACGUUUACUUCGAGAGUUCUCAACGCGCACAGGCAGUUGAGAAGAUCUUCGAUCACAUAAGGAUUCAUGGGAAGGAGCUCAUCGUACUCCGCCCAGAGACCAUGGUGCCAUAAAUUAAGAGAUUUUCUGGUUCUUCAUGACGUUCAUUAAAAGAUUAUAUUCCAGCAGACGUUUUUUUCCGGUCAACUGUCAACUGAAAAAUUUAUACGUUUUUUUUCUACUAAUUGAUUGAUUUAUUUUU
Molecule: messenger RNA, 1612 nt
Organism: Diachasmimorpha longicaudata
Lineage: Eukaryota; Metazoa; Arthropoda; Insecta; Hymenoptera; Braconidae
Exons: 2
Coding region: 237-1484 (415 amino acids)
Molecular function (GO): RNA binding
Source: RefSeq, a predicted model, not a curated record